Messenger RNA from Nicotiana tabacum (common tobacco), 1968 nucleotides. RefSeq names its product DEAD-box ATP-dependent RNA helicase 5-like. NCBI's taxonomy places the organism in Eukaryota, Viridiplantae, Streptophyta, Magnoliopsida, Solanales, Solanaceae. The record is from RefSeq and is a predicted model, not a curated record. Gene Ontology annotation, molecular function: nucleic acid binding; RNA helicase activity; ATP binding.
CUUAAACCUUAGGGUUUUGCGUCAUUCGCCAUAGAACAGAUUGAGCAGCCAUGGUAGCAAAACAGUUAGCUGAUGACGAACCACAAAAAACCCUCAAGGGUUCUCAAUCCAAAUCCCAUAAGAAAAGACAUAAGAGAAAGCUCGAAGACCCUGAACCUGAAGAAGUUGCUGUUAUAGAGUCCAAGAAAGAGAAACAGAAGAAGAGAAAGCAGAAACAGAACCAAGAAGAAGAAGGGUCUAUUGUAAACAGUGAAAAUCUUAGUGGGUCUAAUGGAAAGGUUGAAACUUUUAACGGGCCAGCUGAGUUUUCUGAAAAAAGUAGUACAAAUGUGGUGGUAACUGGUAAGGAUGCUAAUGAGUCAAAGUACAAAGCUUUAGCAAAAUUUGUGGAUUCAGGGCUUCCAAGUGAUGUGUUAGAUUGUUGCAAGAAUUUUGAGAAACCAUCACCAAUUCAAUCACAUUCAUGGCCUUUUCUUUUAGAUGGCCGUGAUUUCAUUGGAAUUGCCAAAACUGGGUCAGGUAAGACUUUGGCUUUUGGUAUUCCGGCUAUUAUGCAUGUCCUGAGCAAGAGAAAGAGUAAAAAGUCUAAGAAUCCGCUUUGCCUCGUGCUUUCGCCUACAAGGGAGCUAGCUCAACAAAUAUCAGAUGUUCUCUGCGAUGCUGGGAAGCCUACUGGCGUGCAGUCAGUUUGUCUAUAUGGUGGAGUCGAUAAGCAUCAUCAAAAAGCUUCUCUUAAAUCUGGUGUGGAUAUUGUUAUUGGAACCCCUGGUCGUUUGCAGGAUAUGAUGGAAAUGGGAGCAUGCAACUUAAAAGAGGUUUCUUUUGUGGUGCUAGAUGAAGCUGAUCGGAUGCUCGAUUUAGGUUUUGAACCCGCUGUCCGUGCCAUUUUGAGCCAAACAUGCUCUGUUCGACAAUCGGUUAUGUUCAGUGCUACAUGGCCUCCGGCUGUUCAUCAAUUAGCUCAAGAAUUCAUGGAUCCUCAUCCAAUCAAGGUAGUUGUAGGUUCAGAAGAUUUGGCUGCCAACCACGAUGUCAUGCAAAUUGUCGAGGUCUUGGAAGAUAGAGCCCGUGAUGAGCGUUUACAGUGCUUGCUGGAAAAAUACCACAAGUCUAGAAAGAACAGAGUAUUGGUUUUUGUUUUGUACAAGAAGGAAGCAUCUCGGGUUGAAAUUAUGCUACAGAAAAGGGGUUGGAAAGUUGUGUCCAUUAGCGGUGACAAGCAACAACAUGCUCGUACUAAGGCGUUGUCACUCUUUAAGGAUGGAAGCUGUCCUUUAAUGAUAGCUACUGAUGUAGCUGCUCGAGGUCUAGAUAUCCCGGAUGUUGAAGUUGUGAUAAAUUAUAGUUUUCCUUUGACGACAGAGGAUUAUGUUCAUAGAAUUGGAAGAACUGGACGGGCUGGUAAAAAAGGUGUAGCUCAUACAUUCUUCACUAAGGACAACAAGGGACUUUCUGGGGAGUUGAUAAAUGUCCUCAGAGAAGCUGGACAGGUUGUUCCAGCUGCCCUUCUUAAUUUUGGAACCCAUGUAAAGAAAAAGGAAUCAAAGCUCUAUGGUGCUCAUUUUAGAGAAAUAGAUGCAAAUGCUCCAAAGGCUACAAAAAUUAAAUUUGACAAUUCUGAUGAGGAAGAUUGAGAAGCAAUAUCAUCUUUACCAAUUUGUCAUUGAGUUGCAGCAGCACAACUCCAUUGAAUUAGUUCCUCCCUUCAUCAUUCUGACAUUCCGUGCAAUCAUUUGGCGGAUACAUGGAGAAGUGGAUUACUAUGGGAAGAAUGCUAGAGAUAUCUCACAGAUAUUUGCUCAUGUAUUGGCGCUUCAACCUGUCAUAGAUAAUGAGUUUGAAAUAUUGUGUUUUUGUACCUUAAUAUUCUUUUCAUGUACUCGUUUUCAUCAUACAGUUGGCUUAGAUUUUUUUUUUUUUAAGGAUCCAAAUGUAGUAAUACGCUUAUUAUUAUUAUUAUUAUUAUUA